CGCACACAGGAUUACAAUGCACGGUGGCAUUAGGGAGAUGCUACAGUACCUCCGACGGGAUCUCUGGAUUGUGCACGCUAGAGUGCGGUGCCUACAUCAGUGUAAGACCUGCAAGUUACACCAAAGAGCAAUGCAACAACAACAAAUGGCUGAUCUACCUCGCUCUCGAGUAAUGGUUGCGCCUCCCUUUUCCAACGCUGGGUUGGAUUACGCCGGACCAUUCCUCGUCCGCCAUGGUGGUAAACGUUCUACCACCACCACCAAGACGUAUGCUGCGAUCUUCAUAUGCAUGUGUACAAAGGCAGUGCACAUAGAACUGGCGGAAGACCUGAGCACCCGAGCAUUUCUGGACGUCUUUGAUCGAUUUGUGAGUCGUAGAGGAUAUUGCACCAAUCUCUAUAGCGACAAUGGCACCCAAUUUGUGGGGGCAAACCGUCAACUCCAAACUGACCUGGUCGACUGGCACAACACUUAUUCCAAGCAACAACUGUCUGUAGCAGGCGACCGCUGGCACUUCAUAACUCCUUCCGCUCCUCAUCAAGGAGGCUUAUGGGAGGCUGCAGUGCGUUCGGCCAAGAAGCAUCUCAAGCGCGUCAUUGGUGACGCUGUUCUCCCGUUCAUCCAACUCAGUACCCUGCUUGUACGCAUUGAGGCAUGUCUCAACUCGAGACCCAUCAUCGCUCUUCAUGACGAUCCCGAAAGCGGCGUCGCGCUAUCACCUGGAGACUUCCUCAUCGGCCGCCCAUUGAAUUCUCGUCCAGAGGCCACCGUUCCGGAAGCUCCGGACAAUCGGCUAAAGUACUACCAACGACUACAACGCAUGUUGCAACAUUUUUGGCACCGAUGGAAGGAGGAAUACUUGGUCCAGCUGCAGGCUCGGAGCAAGUGGGCCCGACCUACGCCAAAUCUACAAGUUGGUGACGUCGUGGCCAUCCAGCAAGAGCAGCUUCCUCCAUCUCGAUGGCGCAUCGGUCGCAUUAACAGCAGUGCAUCCGGGGAGUGACGGGCUGGUGCGCGUAGUCACCAUCGAAUCCUGCGCAUUCGAAAGAGGCUUCUGUCGCAGACAUUUGUGUCAGCGCCCAGUCCAACGAGUAUGCCGUAUUCUUCAAGCCCACGAAGGCUUUCUAAGUCCGGAGGACUUAGCCGGGGAGGAUGUACGCGAUUAAGUGGCAACGACCAGCUUUAUCGUCUGCACUCUGCACAAACCUUUAGUGUCAUUCGCGGCUGCACUCUGAACUAGCCUUAAGUGUCGUUCGAUUAUUUAUGUUUUGCAUACAUACAUACAUACUUCCAUCUUUAUAUAUAAUUAGGGUUCGAAAUUUCAGACUUUGGUAUCGAUA
This is a messenger RNA of Rhagoletis zephyria (snowberry fruit fly), 1340 nucleotides long. RefSeq lists its product as uncharacterized. The record is from RefSeq and is a predicted model, not a curated record. Gene Ontology annotation, molecular function: nucleic acid binding. Gene Ontology annotation, biological process: DNA integration. NCBI's taxonomy places the organism in Eukaryota, Metazoa, Arthropoda, Insecta, Diptera, Tephritidae.